UUGAAAAAGAAAAACUUAAGGUACCCGUAGUUGAAAAAGAUGAACAUAAGGUGCUUGUGGUUGAAAAAGACGAACAUAAGGUGCUUGUAGUUGAAAAAGACGAAUAUAAGACGUCCAUAGUUGGAAAAGAUGAACAUACGGCGUCUAUAGUUGGAAAUUUUGAAAAAGAUGAGAUAGCUGAAAAAGAUGUACAUAAGGCGUCCAUAGUGAUAUCUGAAAAAGAUGAACAUAAUCUGUCCAUAGCGGUAGCUGAAAAAGAUGAACAUAAUCCGUCCAUAGCGGUAGCUGAAAAAGAUGAACAUAAUCCGUCCAUAGCGGUAGCUGAAAAAGAUGAACAUAAUCCGUCCAUAGCGGUAGCUGAAAGAGAUGAACAUAAUCCGUCCAUAGCGGUAGCUGAAAGAGAUGAACAUAAUCCGUCCCUAGUAAUAGCUGAAAAAGAUGAACAUAAUCUGUCCAUAGCGAUAACUGAAAAAGAUGCGAUAACCGAAAAAGAUGAAUAUA
This is a messenger RNA of Racocetra persica, 501 nucleotides long. The record is from the annotation of a GenBank genome assembly. Lineage: Eukaryota; Fungi; Glomeromycota; Glomeromycetes; Diversisporales; Gigasporaceae.